AUUUGUCACAGUCGCGGUUUUGAUCGACCCUCGCGUUCUGUGCUCACUAUGAACAUUCUCAGUUAGCAUUUCCCGUUUCCAAGUGGCUUUGGAUUGAAGAGAAUGCGCCCAAGAGGCAUGGGUGUGGGCUUCUUCAAUUAGGAAUCAUCGACCAUGCCGCCAAAAGCUCCUCUGACGCCCGACCAGCGUCGGUUGCGGGUGAUCAUCUUCUCCUUUCCGGUCCUUGUCGCUUCUACAUAUGUCCUGUAUCGGCGCAUGGUUUUGGGCGAGGAGCAAAGACAACUUCCAAAACAGGGGAAGUUGAUCCCUCCGCCAACCUGAGGAAUUAUCUUCAAGCUCUUCGCCUAUUCAUGCAGAUCUAAUGUGCCGGAAACUUGGGCCGCACAAUCGCGCGGCUCUGCAAAGCGCCCCGGUUCGGAGAAGAUCCCCGAGGAUGUAUGCUACAUUGGUGAUAAGAUACAGAUGUGC
Messenger RNA from Tilletiaria anomala UBC 951, 468 nucleotides. RefSeq lists its product as uncharacterized. The transcript is spliced from 3 exons. Lineage: Eukaryota; Fungi; Basidiomycota; Exobasidiomycetes; Georgefischeriales; Tilletiariaceae. The record is from RefSeq and is a predicted model, not a curated record. Bases 154 to 321 code for a protein of 55 amino acids.